This is a messenger RNA of Pyricularia oryzae 70-15, 1453 nucleotides long. Its product is annotated as glyoxylate reductase. NCBI's taxonomy places the organism in Eukaryota, Fungi, Ascomycota, Sordariomycetes, Magnaporthales, Pyriculariaceae. Bases 190 to 1317 code for a protein of 375 amino acids. Gene Ontology annotation, molecular function: NAD binding. The transcript is spliced from 3 exons. The record is from RefSeq and is a predicted model, not a curated record.
UUCAGACGUGAAACCCCGCACCCCAAGUUUUUUGCUCACUGCGCCAAACUUUGCCCAGCGAUCGUCUAGCUAAUUAUUAGCGGCGUCGCCUGCCGUAGAUUGCUAAUUGCUGCAGAACAAUUACCACUUGAACACCAAAACUUAUUCGCUAGCAAGCUUCCAAGAAAAGAAAAAAAAUUAGCCAGGAAAAUGACUAUCCGCCUAGCUCGCGACGAGGAGCCGGCCGCCGCUGUUGGCCAAGGCCUCAAAGGCCACAAGCUGCUCAUGCUAGUGCCUGCGCCCUACAUGCCGCCCCCGGAGCAUCUGGACUACCUGCGAAGAAGGUUUCCCGGGCUGGAGAUCUUUGCCCACGCCCGGGAGUGGGCUGACAGGAACGCUCCGGCUGCAUCGGCCGACGGAGGCUGGAGGUGGGAGGACAUAACCAUUCUCAUCACCGGCAGCGCCCUGCCGAGCAAGGAAGAGGCAGUCAAGCUCCAAUACGUGCAGCUGCUCAGUGCCGGCGCCAACCACAUCCUCCAGCAUCCCCUCUUCGCAGAGACUGACAUAACAUUUUGCACCGCCAACGGGGUUCACGGCCCGCAGAUCAGCGAGUGGGUCGUCGGCACGCUGCUGUCCUUUGAGCAUCAUUUGCCUCCUUUGUGGGAUCAGCAAAAGGAGUCCCGCUGGGAGAAAAAAGAUGCCUACCAACAGGUUACCGAUUCUGUCGGACGCAGAUUAGGAGUCCUCGGCUAUGGAAGCAUUGGAAGGCAGACCGCACGCCUCUGCAAGGCACUGGGAAUGGAUGUGCACGCGUACACCCUCCAUCCGCGACACACUGCCGAGUCGCGUCGCGAUACUUCGUACGCGCCUCCAGGAACCGGAGACCCCGAAGGCUUGUUCCCUUCCAAGUGGUUCUCUGGAGGGAGCAAGCAAGACCUGCACCGGUUCCUCUCGUCUGGGCUCGAUGUGCUCGUCAUCUCGACACCAUUGACCGACAAGACGACUCACCUGCUUGGGCCGGAGGAGUUUGAAAUCUUGAGCCAGCGUGGAACCUUUGUCUCCAACAUUGCUCGCGGUCCGAUUAUUGACACGGAUGCACUCAUAGACGCGCUGAACACGGGGAAGAUUCGUGGCGCGGCGCUGGACGUGACCGACCCUGAACCACUGCCCAAGGAUCACGCUCUGUGGAAGGCCAAGAAUGUGACGAUAACACCCCACCUGAGCUCGGCCUCCAACUCGUACGGCAAAAGGAUCAUGGGUAUUUUGGAGGGAAAUUUGGAAAAAUUGAGCCAGGGCAAGCCACUGAUGAACCGAGUGAGCCGGAAGGACGGCUAUUAGUUGUGACCCAUCGUAAAUUUAUGACACAAACCUACUGCUGUAGGACCCUGAGAAAAAGACCCUGCAUGUUACUGCCGGUUCCGCUGUGGGGUGAGAAUUGUGAAGAACUCGAAGGCAUCAUCAUAUCCAAUUCGUG